Messenger RNA from Seminavis robusta, 3549 nucleotides. Lineage: Eukaryota; Bacillariophyta; Bacillariophyceae; Naviculales; Naviculaceae. The record is from the annotation of a GenBank genome assembly.
AUGGGUACCGAUUCAUCUCUCUCUUCGUCUUCGAUCAAGGCAAAUGAAAAGCGGAUUAGGAAGUGCCCUUCAGGGAUCCGUCCCGUAUCGUCCAAGCAAUCUUCAUCGUCGUCGAAGAAGUCGUCAUCGUCGUCUCGGAACAAGAAAUCAGUGAGCUUCUCGAAGCAUGAGACUCUGAUGCAAAAUGGUGAGAAUCAGGAGAGGUGGUUAACACCGGCCGAACGAGCCGCGGCAAUGAGAGAAUCGAGAAGACUAUCGCGAAAGCAGGAGCUCCUUCAAAAGGGAGAGCCUCGGAGACACCAGGACGUAGACCAAUCGGCUCACUCCCAUGGUGUCCCACCCGAAGUCAAGGUGCAUAGUACUUUGGACGAUAGUGUCACUCUCAACACGUACAAUACCUUCCACACAGCCAGUGGCGGGACACAUGUCAGCGCCAUGACGGCUCAAUUUAGCGUCAGCGACUGUCGAUCUUGUGGAAUUUCCGAUCUUGGAUUUCCAUGGUUCCAACACGAAGGAGUGCAUGAUCGAAUUCAGCACCAGCUGGAGACUGCGGCAAAGCAGCAGGAAGGAAAAGGCAUUCGACUGACCCACUUUACGGCCGUUAGGAGAGGUUUCCCAGGUGAGGUCGAUUCCAGUACGUAUGGGCGGCACUUGCCACCUGCCUUUUAUGGAACUCUUCAGACAAUGAAGGAAAGAUUCCGAAGUGAAGCUGUCGAUGAAGUCUGCUGUGAUGAUGGACAGGAACGUCCGUCCAUUACAACAAAAAUGCCUCCAUUGCCAUCUCAGGAGGAACUGGCUAGCUAUGCAAGCCGUUCAAAGGUUGCUCUGUUGGAAACAAUCGAUGCGCUGGAGAAGCUACGAGUCAAGACAGGUGAAUCUCUGGGGCCAACCAUUGAGCGCCUUCGGGUUGAAACGGAAGCUAGUUGUAUUCAAGGCGAUGCUUGGUGCAGAGACCACUACUCGAAAUUGGCAGAAACUACGACCGAGGUACACCGUGAAGUUGCAAAGGUUACCCAGGACUGUUGUGCAGGAGCUGAGUUCGACGAGCAGCAGCAGAUUCCGAGACUGACAUAUAAUACGUCCAUGGACCCACCUGAGGGUGAUAGUCCCAGCAUUGUUCAAGCCCCUACUCUACCAGAAGAAAAGGAGUUCUCGAGACAAGCUGACCAAGCAAUGCUUAAGAGCCUCAGAAAUGCAGCUUCCGUCUUUUUGGAUCGGUACACAGCAUUGAUUUCAUCCAUUCCGACAUUUGGUGCGAAGAACGAUACAGAAACCGAUCAGGUUGUCCUGGAACUCCCAGACAAUUUUUAUGUGGAAAUUGAGAACGCGUCAUUGAAGUCCAACAAAGCCAUCGAAGUCAAGGAAAGCGAUGACCUUGUCUUUGUCGAAACCAUGGAAAGCAUGAUGGAAAAGGAUGAGGUCCUAGGGUCUCAAGAUUCUGGGGAUACGCAAGAAGUGGUAGUUUUGCAAGAACCAACAUUGGUCGGUGCACAGGAUCCGGACGGAGUCAAGGAUUCAGAUGAUUGCUCCGUAGAGCCUUCACGAGAUUGUCCGAGCCGUCUUUAUGAUCCUAAUCUCCACCCUGAACCUGCCAUCAAACAAGGUGGUUCAACGUUGAUCGGCAACCAAGACAGCUUUGUUUCCAUCAACAGCCAGAAGUCUUCUCAAAGCCAAGAUGGAGUCUACAUGUCCAAGUCUUCUUUUAGUCACGAUAUGGCCAAGAUGUCGAAGUCAAUAAGCCAAGAAGACGUAUACAUGUCUAAGUCUUCUCAAGAGGACUUGAACAUGACGUUCAGCGGCGAAGAAAGGCCAAUUGGAACGUCACCAAGCAAACCAAUCGACUUGAAUAUGUCUGACAGCGUUUCAGUGAUGCCCAUCGGACAAUCACCAAGCGAGCCAAUCGACUUGAACAUGGCCUUGUCAUCUGACAGCGUGGACAGGCCCAUAGGGCGGUCGCCAAGCAAACCAAUUGAACUGCCGAUGUCAGCUAGCAUUGUUGGAGACAAACCCAUUGGAAGAUCGCCAAGCAAACCAAUCACCGUGGAGGAAUCUCUUGCAGAAGAUGCAGACCUGCAUCCAAAGAGAUAUGAUGACCGGGAGGCGGCCAGGUUAGAAAAGGCAUCCGCUUCUGUCUGGAAAAAGCUGAAGAAGCUGACCAAGAAGAAGAAGAUGGCUGCUGUAAACCUCAUGGGAGACUUGGUUGACGAACUUGAUCGCGAAUCUGUCUUCGUAGCCUCUUCAGAUGGCAUCGUUGGCGACAACGGUUCGGUUGGAACUCAAGGUACGUUCCAGAAUCCGAUUAUUCUUAUGGAGGAAAGCGAAAAAAUAGUCGAGCAACGACAGGAUAUGGAACGACCCAUGAAAGCGACGUUAGGCGCUCCACUGAGCCUAUCCAGUCGGGACGCACAACGAUUGCUGGAACUUGAAGAUCAGAGUCAAAUAAGCGCCCUCACGGGCCUAAAUUCCCAUGAAACGAACGGCAUCAUGACAACUGGCGCAGUAGCCAGCGUUGAGGACAAGUCAAAUGGUAUGCCACCGCGAACUGGUUUAGAUGCCGGUGGUGGAUAUGGCCCGUCAAUGAGGAACUACGGCAGGGAGCCACCAAUGAUGACUACUAGCGAGAUGGAGUAUGAUGAUAAACUCGGCAAUGAUUUCUCGAAGAGGAACGAAGCGGCAACCAAGUUCUUGUCGAAUCUCAAGAACCACCUGAUGAACGAACGCCAGCACCGGGGCAGGACUGCUGCCGAAACGUACGCCGUUCGUAAGUUUGUGAAUACGUUUGUGGUGGAAGAUGCUCCCAUUGCGCCACACACGCGUAACCCCAGGAUUGACUUACAUCAUCAAGGUGUGCGGCAUGGUCACUGGGACGACGACGACGAUGAACCCCAGGUGUUGCAAGCGCCCGCCAUCAACCUAUUGAACGCCACGAGCUUUUUCAACGGAGUCGACGACGACGACGAAGAGUCCGAGAUACGUGCUACGCACAACAGCCACAAGAAGCUACUUGCCGAUCCCAACCGAAACGGAAUCAUUGGCAAUUCUCAAUGGGAUCCGACCAGCAGAAAUCGUGUUGCCAUGGAACGUCGCGAUGAUGUGCAACCUUCGGCCAGGGGAGCGGACGUUCGCCAGGACGACACCCAGUUGUGGUUCCUCCAGCACCACGAUCAACGAUACGAGAAUCGAAUGCCAAGAAGAACCGCAGACCCUCCUCGGCCCGAAGUGUUCCGCACCUCCCCAGAGCACCCCCACAUAGUCGAGAGUGCCAGCGACACCAAGUCGAUUUCCUCGAGUAUUUUGGGCAAACGUAUUUCGAGGCGCAAGUCCGUAUCCUUCAAUCUUCCAGAGGACGAGGACGAUUCCGUAUCCAAUCGAGCCUCCCACGCUGAUCCAAGGUUACCCUUCGCCCCCGAAACGAUUUCUUCCCAAGCCGUGGCUCAUCGGUCGGUCGUGGCGCGGAAAGAGCUUGCCCGCCUUUCUCAGAGGCAAGCUACCUUGAUGGCACAGGGUGCCAAACUUGCUCACAAUUACCAGAGCAACAACAGAAUGUGA